AUGCAGCUGUCAUUCUGUAAGCUGCGCACACACCAGUGGUGCUUUCUGCUCUUCAAUGUGCUGUUGUUCCAUGCCCUGCUCUUUGGUGCGGACUUCGUGGAAGAGUACCUCCUGCAGCCUUUCCCGGGGACCUACACGGAUGUGAAGGUGCUGGAAGUCAGGGAGAGGGCGCGAAAGCUGGACCUGACCAUGGCAAGGGCCAACAUCUCCCGGCAUUACAGUAUCAGCAGUGCUGAGGCCUGCUCCGGCCAGGACGUCUUCCUGCUUGUGCUCAUCUUCAGCGCCCCCGAGCACACCACCCGCCGGGAGCUCGUCCGCAGCACAUGGGCCAACCGCACUCGUGUGCAGGGCUUUGCCAUCCAGACGCUGUUCGUGCUGGGCUCCCCCCGCUCCCUCAGUAUCCAGACUGCUGUUCUGAGGGAAGCUGAGCUCCAUGGUGAUAUCAUCCAGGGGCACACCAUUGAGUCACCCGCCAACCUGACCCCAAAGACCAUCUUGGCCAUGCAGUGGGUGGUGACAUACUGCCCUUUCGCACGGUUCAUCCUACAGGCUAAUGAGACGGCGUUUGUGAACACUUUGGCUCUCGGAGAGUACCUGCUCACACUCCGGCGCCACCCGGAGGACCUGUACCUUGGCCGGGUGGUGCACCAGGAGGCGCCCAACAGGGACCCCAGCAGCCCUCACUUCCUGUCCUCCAGCCAGUACCCCGACAAGUACCUCCCAGACUACUGCAUGGGCUCGGCCUUCGUGCUCUCCCAGGACGUGGCGCGGAAGGUGUACGUGGCAUCCGUGGAGUUGCUUGCCCCACUGCCCUAUGAUGUCUUCACGGGGCUCUGUGCCCGCAAGGCAGGCGUGGUGCCCACCCACAGUGCCCGCUUCUCUGGGGGCCGCCACAUCCGCUACAACACCUGCUGCUACCGCUUCAUCUUCAGCUCAGCCGACGUGGGGGAGGACCAGCUGCCCUCCAUCUGGCAGGACCUGCGGGAGGGGAGCAGCUGCACCCUGCUGGAGACCUACUACGGCCUGGUGGCCUGCAAGGCCCUCACGUACCUGGACAAGUUCUCCUUCUUCAGCACGGGCUCCAUCAAUGACGCCGACUCCCAUGGCUAG
Megalops cyprinoides (Indo-Pacific tarpon) is the source of this 1110-nucleotide messenger RNA. Its product is annotated as putative UDP-GlcNAc:betaGal beta-1,3-N-acetylglucosaminyltransferase LOC100288842. Gene Ontology annotation, molecular function: hexosyltransferase activity. Bases 1 to 1110 code for a protein of 369 amino acids. The record is from RefSeq and is a predicted model, not a curated record. Lineage: Eukaryota; Metazoa; Chordata; Actinopteri; Elopiformes; Megalopidae. Gene Ontology annotation, cellular component: membrane. The transcript is spliced from 2 exons.